GGCAUUGGUCGACCAAGUGUAUACCAUGCGGUGGUGGUCAUAUUUCUAGAAUUCUUUGCCUGGGGGCUCUUGACAACUCCAAUGCUAACAGUCUUACAUGAAACAUUUUCCCAUCAUACAUUUUUAAUGAAUGGUCUUAUUCAAGGUGUUAAGGGUUUUUUGUCCUUUCUCAGUGCUCCGCUAAUAGGUGCUCUAUCAGAUGCAUGGGGAAGAAAAUCUUUUCUUCUUCUUACAGUUUUCUUCACCUGUGCUCCAAUUCCGUUAAUGAGAAUAAGUCCAUGGUGGUACUUCGCUAUGAUUUCGGUAUCUGGAAUCUUUUCUGUUACCUUUUCUGUAAUAUUUGCCUAUGUAGCUGAUGUAACACAAGAACAUGAAAGAAUUACAGCCUAUGGACUGGUAUCUGCCACCUUUGCAGCAAGUUUGGUAACUAGUCCUGCCAUUGGAGCGUACCUGUCUGCUAGCUAUGGAGAUAACCUUGUCGUGCUACUGGCCACAUUGGUGGCAGUUGUGGACAUCUGCUUCAUUCUGCUAGCUGUACCAGAAUCUCUGCCAGAAAAAAUGAGACCCGCUUCAUGGGGAGCUUCUAUAUCAUGGGAGCAAGCAGAUCCUUUUGCAUCUCUGAAGAAGGUUAGAAAAGAUUCUAUGGUCCUCCCAAUCUGCAUUACGGUAUUUCUCUCCUAUCUGCCUGAGGCUGGCCAGUAUUCUAGCUUUUUUCUGUACUUGCGACAGGUUAUAGGUUUUGGAUCUGCUAGCAUUGCGGCGUUUAUAGCUGUGGUAGGCAUUCUGUCUAUAAUAGCUCAGACUGUGUUUCUGAGUAUCUUGAUGAGGUCUAUAGGGAACAAAAAUACAGUUCUCCUUGGCCUUGGCUUUCAAAUCCUUCAGUUGGCUUGGUAUGGUUUUGGAUCUCAGUCUUGGAUGAUGUGGGCAGCAGGCGCUGUUGCAGCAAUGUCAAGCGUUACAUUCCCAGCAAUCAGUGCUCUGAUUUCACGAAAUGCAGCAUCAGAUCAACAAGGUGUUGUCCAAGGAAUAAUAACUGGAAUAAGAGGUCUGUGCAAUGGCCUGGGACCAGCACUGUAUGGCUUUAUUUUCUUUCUCUUUCAUGUGGAGCUCAAUGAGCUGCCACCUGAUCAGACUUCUGGAAAAAAAACAAUGCAAGAUCCCAGUGAUGAGAGAACAGUUAUUCCUGGUCCACCCUUCCUGGUUGGAGCAUGCAUUGUUCUUCUGGCUUUUCUAGUUGCCUUAUUUAUUCCUGAGCACAGUAAAGCCAGCAAUACCAGAAAACACAGCAACAGCAUCAGUAGUACUCUGAGUAACAACCUAGACCGAAGUAGUGAAGAGGAUAUUGAACCAUUGCUGCAAGAUAGCAGUGUAUGA
Cariama cristata (Red-legged seriema) is the source of this 1374-nucleotide messenger RNA. It is a transcript of the gene SLC71A2, whose product is annotated as hippocampus abundant transcript-like 1. The transcript has 11 exons. Gene Ontology annotation, molecular function: transmembrane transporter activity. The record is from RefSeq and is a predicted model, not a curated record. Gene Ontology annotation, cellular component: membrane. NCBI's taxonomy places the organism in Eukaryota, Metazoa, Chordata, Aves, Cariamiformes, Cariamidae. Gene Ontology annotation, biological process: transmembrane transport. Bases 82 to 1374 code for a protein of 430 amino acids.